AUGCCCACUGACGAAGAUGACGUCACAGUGCCCGGACAGGGUUCGUUGCUCUGCCAAUGCCCCAAACAACUAAUUUGCAUAUACCGAAAAAGAUGAAUUACAGCGGAAUGGAGUGACGGUUCCGGAUGCCGUAAAUAUUAUUUUGAUCAGUAUCGCCCUCACUACAAGCCUGUAUAACAGAAUGUUCCUUGUAUUCAAUGCACAGAGUUGAGCAAAUACAAGACGAUCAAAGGAUUGCCCGACAGAUAAACUCUGAAUAGAUGUUAUGACUAUUAAAUAGCUACUAAUAGAAAGUCUUAAGAUGGCUAACUCUCAGGUGAAAUGUUUGGAAGACGACCAAGAAUUUGUGGACAUUUCGGAAGCAAGUCCGCAAUUUUAUUAUUCAGAAAUACAACGAAAUGCCUUGGAAACGCUUUUAUCUUCUGGAGAAGCAGCUUUCUACAAUUGUCUUAAAAAUGAUGGCGCUCGAGAGUUUCUAUCUCGGGAAGAAGUGAAUUCUUUAAAAAGCUCUGCAGUGGAUUCUCAGUUAGGAAAACUAGAAUAUGAGGAAGAUUCAGAGCUGGAUGAAGAUACAAGUUUAAGUUACUGGCCAGGAAGAUCAGAUGUACCAACACCUAUGCUGGACCUUGGAUGGCCAGAGGGAGACACAUGGAAAGGAAUUACAAGAGCAGAAGUUUACACACAUCCUCCUACUAAUAAUGCUCCUCAUAUUAAAGUCGUUGUUCGAAGAACAAUACAAAAUGCAACAAAGGUCAUUGCUGUUGUGAUGGAUAUAUUCACAGAUCCAGAUAUUUUCUUGGACAUGUAUGAAGCAGCUACAAGACGCAUGGUUCCUGUAUACAUUAUCUUAAGUUUACAUCAUCUGGCUUCUUUUCUUCAUAUGGUGGAAACAACCAGAAUUAAUGUUAGAUUCACAGAGAAUAUCCGUAUAAGGGUCAUUUCUGGAUGCAUGUUUAGUACUCGACAUUUGAAGCAAGUAACAGGAGUGCUGAAAGAGAAGUUUCUGUUGGUUGAUUGUAGUACUGUAAUAACUGGAACCUAUAGUUUCACAUGGAGUGACUCAAGACUAGACAGGAACUUGAUCACACUUCUAACGGGAGAAAUAACCGAUUCAUUUGAUAAUGAGUUCCGUACACUGUUUGCAGCCUCUCGACCACUUCAGAGAUAUGAUUUCAACAAAGAAGCCCUUAACAGUGUAAUACUACCCUCAUCUACAAUAGAUGUGCCUAAAACUGAUGAAAACAUAAAUUCUACUGCACAGGUUGUGCCAGUUGUGCCAGAACCCUAUAUCAAUGGAUUUUCCUCACCUCAAAGGUUUACCACCAAUGGAGCUUUGCAGCCGACAGAUGUAAUUUCAUCUCCUUUCCUGACCCCACUGGGUGGAUUACAGUUGUCAAAAAGUAUUAAUAAAAUAGCAGAGCGGCGGACUGUUGUACCAGCAAUCGUUAAGAAUAAUGGAAUGGAUGCUGGAUUUAACAGGACUUCAGGUGCGCCUCAAGAUUUUACAGCUAAAGAAGCAGUAAAUGUGCCCGAUUACUCCAUUCGCCACCGCCUUGCUGCCUGUCGCAAUUUUGAGGGACCUACCAUGAACCUUCGGAGUGCUCAGGAGUCCCACAGUGCUUUGAGUGAUAUUUUAAAGAAUGUUCAACGAAAUAGGCUGUCUGUGGCUAAGACCACAGGGGGAAGGCCGAGCAAGUCUCUGUGGGAUCUUAGUCAGCUGUCUCAAUUGUCAGGCUGCAGUGGUGAACCUGGCGGAAGACAAAACCCCUUAGAACUUGGGGAGGACUCAAAGAACAAAUCAAGAUGGUCUAUAAAGGAUACCCCGGCAAUGCUACUGAUGAGACAAAGAGCUUUUCCUGAAGACAACAGGCCUCGAGAGCCCAACCUUAUGUCACAUCAGUCACCAAAUAAUAUGACACCAGUAAGACUACAAGGACAGUUAGUGCAUGGAGUGUCUACAACCUCUUUGCCAAGACCAUGGACUAAUACCUCAAGACAACUCGGAAGACUAACAUACUAUUGAUCAUCUGUAGACUCUGAUAAAGAUUUUAUUCCAUUCCAAUUUUACUGAUCACAAAGAAGAUACAACCUUAUUUUU
Molecule: messenger RNA, 2098 nt
Organism: Hyla sarda
Lineage: Eukaryota; Metazoa; Chordata; Amphibia; Anura; Hylidae
Gene: SACK1E
Product: family with sequence similarity 83 member E
Exons: 6
Coding region: 302-2023 (573 amino acids)
Source: RefSeq, a predicted model, not a curated record